Molecule: messenger RNA, 4128 nt
Organism: Anopheles funestus (African malaria mosquito)
Lineage: Eukaryota; Metazoa; Arthropoda; Insecta; Diptera; Culicidae
Product: serine protease 7-like
Exons: 5
Coding region: 1430-3409 (659 amino acids)
Biological process (GO): proteolysis
Molecular function (GO): serine-type endopeptidase activity
Source: RefSeq, a predicted model, not a curated record
ACUCCAGCUGUUGUGUGUUCUGUUCUAACGAUUGGUGUACAAAUAGCUGAAAACUGAAGGAAACGCGUGAGUGUACGUUAUCAUUGAAAACAUAACACAUCGAAAGGGUCUGCUCGCGAGAAGCGCUAACUUUGCUUACCGAUGAAGAGUGAAGGCAUUCAAAGGUACCGGAUUCCGUAGACAGUAUGGCGACACGAUCGGAAUUUCGGUGCUCGAUUCUAUCACGGUGACGGUAUGCUGGUUAGUGAGAUAGUUCUCGAGAAUUUGUGUUUCCAUGAAUACCGACUGGGAGUGACAGUCACUGUGGCGUAAUGCAUCGAGCGAUGCGUUUGUGGAACAAAAUCCGCAGUACAGUAACACUAACAGACGACCACAGUCCUUUUGCUUCAUUGUGAGUUCAAAAGGAUGAAUACCACGGAGGACGAAUGUACAGGCUUUUAUAAUGAGAAUAGGGUAAAUAAAUCCCUAUUGUCAGUAAUUAAUCGUGUUGCAGUAGAUAUUCUUAUCGCUGAAUUCCCGGAGAACGGCUAUUAAACAUUCAAGACAUGCAUACGGAAUCAUUAAUCAUGUCCAGCGGGUAAAUAGUAUUUCGUCUUUUUGGUAACUCUCAUUUGGUAACUCUAAUGUAGAUUACAAAGUGAUAGCUAUUAAGUAUCCUUGGUGAUAUCUUGGUGAUCUUGCCUCUAGAUGGUUCAGAUAAGAAUUUUUGUACUCAGAAUUGCCGUUCGCUCAGUUUUAGGUUUUGUGCUGUCUACAUUCAACACGAAGAAAAGUUUUCUUUGUUCUUCAUAACAAAUCUUCAACUUGCUGGUUUUUGAUGCUAUUCUGUUCUCGACAGGUUCCUCACUUUUAAGACCAAUGUUCGGCAAAGGGUUCCGGUUUGGUUUGGACUCGUGAAACUCGUUCCGAGAGAGCACAACCCAAGAAUCGUAAACAUACGACCGUGAACAUCAGAGCCUACAAUCGAUAUUGAACGUACGGCUAUGAACCGUCGCUAGGGGGUGUUUGGAAAAUCCAUACCUCUUCAACUCGUUCGGAACAGGGUGACGUCACACAGAAUAAUUAAAAAAAAGUCGAAUACCACAGAGGAAGCCGAUCCGGUUGAGCACCUACCUCCGUUCGCGGGGUUUGUUGCGUUUCGACCAGACAUUGGAGGAAGUAGACAGAGAGUAGAAGAAUGUUGUUCAUCUUGAAAUUGGAUCCUCUUUCUUCCUCGAUCGUAUGUGUCACCCGGACGAGCGAGAGAGAUUGUAUGCGGCGGACCGAUUGGUGCGCAAUCAUUCGGCGAUAAUCCGCUGCGUUCUUGAAGGUUAUGGGUUGCGUGAACGUUGUCCUCGGUUUCGCUCUUCGAAGCCGGUGUUAGUUGUAGCGUCGUCGUCGAGCUGCGUACAGCUUAGAACUGAAUCCGAGCAUUUGUGCAACAGGAAAGAUGUUGACGAUUCUUUGGAAGGUGCUAUUGGUGGUAGUUGUGUUCGGUGGUGAGACGGUCACUGCUGGCGAUCGAUCAUGCCAGACACGUUCGGACAAACCGCAGGAAGGACGGUGCGUUUCGGUGGCCAAAUGUCCGGCAAUCAAACAACACCUGCUACGGCUGCAAUUCCGUCCCGCCGAUCGGUUUGAAGCUUUUUUGAGUGAGCGUGCCUGCGGCUAUGGAAAGGAUGGCACUUUGCAUGUGUGCUGUACGGGGAAGAUAGCAUCCGAGCAUCGGAUAGAGUUGGUCCCGAAUGAUUCUCACGAGUGUCCCGAUGAGUGUACCCCGAUUGAGGAUUGUCCGGCCGUUUUUGGGCGGAGCAUGGUACUGCAGAAGCGGUACGAUCGUCGCCUACACAAAUUGUUGCGGGAUAACUUCUGCUACGAACAGUCGGGACAGUUGUUUGUGUGCUGUGACACGGAACGUUACCCUAACUCCAUCACUGCCGGUACGCGGCAGCUGGCAAAGCGCGUAAGCUGGCAACCUUGUGUGACGCCAUUUGGUGAUGAUGGAAAAUGUGUACCACCGGCCCGCUGUGCCAUGGUUGAUAACCCGGAUACGAUCGCCUCAGAGCUGGAAGCGUUCACGAUCGGUUGCGAUCCAGUGGGCAAUCAGUCGCAGCUAUGCUGCACCGAAUCGCUGCUCAUCUUCGACCAGGAAGCGGGUAAAGAGUGCGAAACACAGGAUGGAUUAGAGGGCAUGUGCACGGAAUCGGAGCGCUGUUUAGAUUUCAUCGAGUGCGAUGAACAGGACGUGUACGUACGGCAGAAUUGGUGCUACACGAACCUGCAGCAGGUGGACUAUUUGUGCUGUGGUCUCACUCGCAUCAAGCAGCCCCCGCAGGUUGAGUUUGGAGAACGAGCAGGAGAGGACCUACCGCCGUGCACCACGGUCAUCAAUCGGGCCGGGUAUUGUGUUCCGCUCGCUCAAUGUGGACCAGUAGCAAGGCUAUUACGUCUGAUAUCUACCCGCGGGACAUCUGCAACACCGGACGAGGCACGUUUUUUGAGGGCAUCGAUUUGUACUGCACCGGAAGGGGCUACCGGAUAUCAUGUCUGUUGUGAUGUUACAGCCGUUCAAACUACGACCACAGCUGCACCGAUCACUACGGCACCGACAACUGUCGCACCAGCCACAGCGAGUCUGGUCAACCAUCCUAAUACGAGGUUCUUCGAUCGUGCCAACUGUGGUCUUCCGGCUACUAACAACAAGAUCGCCUUUGGUCAGCAGGCCCGUCUGUUUCAGUAUCCGUGGAUGGCAAUGAUCGUGUAUAUGUCCAGCACGUCCGGGACGGAAAGUUCGGAAUGUGCUGGUACGAUCAUCAACGUUCGCUACAUUCUAACGGCAGCACACUGUAUCGAUGGCCAGAUGGAGCGAAUGCGAUAUGUAAGAAUCGGAGAGUUCGAUACUCGUACAGAUCCAGAUUGUGAGGAGGACACGUGUGCCGCACCGAUCCAACGGUACGGGGUGGAAGAUGCUGUCUACCAUCCGAACUUUACACGCAUUGUUCGUUCCGGGCAUGACGUUGGUCUGCUGCGGUUAAACCGAUCGAUCGACUUUAGUUCUGGUGACGUCUCACCAGUAUGCCUUCCGUUUACCAGCAGCUUGAUGGGGUUCGAUCCUACGCUGUACUGGAUUACCGGCUGGGGAUUGACCGAACGGCUGGAAGUUAGUCCGGUUCUGUUGCAGGCGCGCAUACCACCGGUAUCCUGCAGCCUGAGCAGUUAUGCAAUUUGUGCCGGAUUUGGCAAUGCCACACUACACUGCGAGGGUGAUUCGGGUGGUCCAAUGAAGGCGCAAGUACCUGAGUAUAACUUCCGGUUUGUGCAGUACGGUGUGAUUUCGGCAGGGCCACGAUGUGGUACGCAAGGUGUGCCAGGGAUAAGCUCGAGAGUUUCAUUCUUUAUGCAAUGGAUUUUGGAUAAUAUAAAAGCUUAAACUGAGUAUGUAGCGUAUCGGCUUUCCAUAUCUUUAUAAUUCGUCUUAAAAUUUUAAGGUUUUGUUCUGUAAAAGGAAUUGUUUCUAUUCAAAGGAUUAUCCAUGAGGAACUACAACUUUUUAACAAAUAUCUGGUUGUUUGAAAUCAUAGAAGAACCAACGGAUAAUUUUGAAUUAUGACCGAAGAAGACUCAUAAAUUUGAAUGCAUAUUCUGUGCAAGGUUUUUUUCGUUAGAAGAAAUUGAGCAUCGCGGCAAAAUAAUAAUUCAAGGCAGUAGUGCAUAAGUACCAGGUGAGAAAGGAUAUGUGAGACUCAUACUACAAGAAUAGUCAGAAACAAUAAAAAUACACAUUGUAAGAAAAACAGAAAAAAACAAUUGUUAUACAUGUAGAAAUCAACACUGGUAAAUUAUGAAUUGGAGAACAAAAACCAAUUCUCGUAACUCUUUAGGACCACACAAGAAAAAGAAAUAGAUAAAGGCCAUAGCAGGAUGAUAGACAGGACAUUUUUUUGUUUAAGAGUUAGUUGUUGGGUCAGGCAAUACCGACUUUAUCGUUUAUUUUUUGGCAAUCCUUUGCCGCUGCCCUGGUUAGGUCCAAAGGUUAUAAAUUUUUAUUUUAUAAUCAAUUAUUACGGCAUUUAGCCGUAUGGUCUAAGUUUAUUAAAUUUUUCAUGGUGUAGUUAUUAAAAUUCACUACAAAAUAGUGUCAAAUUUUCG